Meloidogyne enterolobii is the source of this 1275-nucleotide messenger RNA. The record is from the annotation of a GenBank genome assembly. Lineage: Eukaryota; Metazoa; Nematoda; Chromadorea; Rhabditida; Meloidogynidae.
AUGGAAAGGAAGGCACAUUUUGAAGACGAAGAUGUUGUAGACGUUGAACCAAUCCCGAGAAUAAAAUCAAAAAACUAUUCGAAAAUUAAUUUAAAUAAAAAUGAAGAUGAGGAUUUUUUUGAAGAUUAUGAUGACGAUGAUGAUUGGACUAUAGUGACAGUUCAACUUAAAAAGAAAAAAGCGAGAAAAAAGGCAAAUCCGAAAAAAAUAAUUGAAGAGAUGAGGGAUACUAAUAAAGAGAAGAUGGAAGAGGAGGGGAAAAUCGAGGAUGUUUUUGGGAGGAAGUUGUCAGAAAUUGAAGAAAAAGAAGUUAAAAAAGAAGAAAAAAUUAAAGCCACGGAGGGGAAGGAAACAAAAAAAUAUAUUGAAGAGAAAGUUGAGAAGAAAUUUGUUAAAAAAGGGAAGAUGAAGGAUGAAAAAUAUAAGGAGAAAAUUAAAAAUAUCCCUGAAUUGCCACUCCUAAAAAGUAUUCUGCCUUGGAUACCGCAUACGUUGAGGAAACAUAAACAAAUUCAAAAAGCUAAGAAAGCCAAGAUGCGUUUCACACUGGAUAAAACAGUUUCUAUAAAAAAGAAAACAAAAGAAAUAAAGCCAACAACAACAUCAACAACUAGUACAACAACAACAACCACCACUACAACAACCACAACUACAACAAUGGAAAUAAUAAAUGAAGAGGAGUUGGCUCUCAAUUUACAAACUGAUUCUCUUUAUAGAAAUGAAUCUAUCCUAAGAGAUUUAUUAAAAAAUGAGGUUAUUGAAGGUGGUAAAUUACUAAAUGUUAAUAAGUUUAUAGUUUGACCUUCUUAUUUUAAUUUAUAUUUAUUAGUAGUGAAUUAAGAUUUUGCAUUCAAUAAAUUAUAUAUAUUUAUUUAAAUUUAUAUUUGGCAAGAGACCCACAUUUUUUGUUCUAUUAUCUAAGUAAUUUUUCUACAAACCCCCUCCCAUAACGUAAAUUUAUAUUUCUAAUUAAAGUAUUUACAUUUAAGAAAAGGAAGAUUUGGGCUCUGAAGCAUUCCGUGAUUUGGGUGGGAGUUUUAUUACUCCUUUGCUUAAGGAGAAAAAAUAUGAUAAUAAAAGUAUUCCGCUUGUUUUUGCAGGUAUUUUAAAAUAUAUUUGGAUUUUUAUUUGGAUUUUUUAAUUAAAAAUAUAGAUGAACCUUUGAAGGUUUUUGUUGCUUUGGAAGUUAUACAUUUAGGGAAUUUUGACAAUUUUCAAAUGGAAUAUGAAUUGGAUGUUUUUCUACAUAUGCAGUGGUAUGAUGUUAGGUUAGAU